Messenger RNA from Cryptomeria japonica (Japanese cedar), 4452 nucleotides. RefSeq lists its product as uncharacterized. The record is from RefSeq and is a predicted model, not a curated record. The coding region runs from base 224 to 4294 and encodes 1356 amino acids. Gene Ontology annotation, cellular component: nucleolus. NCBI's taxonomy places the organism in Eukaryota, Viridiplantae, Streptophyta, Pinopsida, Cupressales, Cupressaceae. Gene Ontology annotation, molecular function: transcription factor binding; DNA binding. The transcript has 7 exons. Gene Ontology annotation, biological process: regulation of DNA-templated transcription.
UUUAUAAGAAGGAAGACUACGGUGAAACAACCCGACCUAAAAUGUGAUGUUUUAUGUCCCCGAAGUAAAGGAAACCAACAAGGGUUUAAGUUCACGAACACUGUUGUCAACAUUUUCUAGGGUUUAGGGGAGGCCUUUUAGGCCAUUUGCCUUUAACAUCCAUUGCUUCAACGUCUGAAAACCAGAGCGUCCCGGGCUCUCUCCUUUUCACGAAUCCCAUACAAUGGGCGGGAGCAAGAAAAGGGAUUCCAUUGAAGAGGCUUUAGUGAAGCAGAAUGAAGAAGAAGUUGUAUCUUCGUUGAAAAAACGCAAGCACCAGCUAGAAAAUGGAACUUCCGAUCCAGAGAAGAAGAAAAAGAAGAAGAAGAAGAAGAAACCAAUCGCCGAGCUGCCAAAUAGAGAAGAAAAUGGAGAUUUAGAAUUAGUGGACGGGAAAAAGAAUAAGCACAAGGAGGUGAAGGGGUGGGAACAUGCCACGGAAGCAGAAGGUGCAGAAAGCAGUAAGAAAAAGAAGAAGAAAAGUGACAAGAGAAAUUAUCAUGAAUCAGGACAGGAUAAUACAAACCCCAUUGAACAAGGGUUUCGGCAUACAAAUCCUCAAAAAAAUGAUAAGAAAAAGCAUUAUGAUUUAGGAAAGGAUACCACAAGCCCCAGCGAAGCAGGGUUUGAGGAUACAGGACUUGAAAAAGUAGGGAAGAUGAAGCAUCAUAAAUUAGCGCAGGAUUCUGCAAACCCUAGUGAACAUACAAACACUAAUCAAAAUGAUCGAGCUGAGGGUCAGCCCGAGUUACACAUGGAUGCAUUCAGGGAACUUUCCUCACCUGACGUUUCAGUCAGGGAAUCUGCUACGUUAAGUCUGGUGAAGGAGCUGCAGGAGAUUCAGACAGUUUACGAGCAAAGCGGCACGAAGGAGGAAAGGUUGGGUGCGAGAGAUGUACAGUUGGAAGCUGCUAAGGACGAUUAUCUUACGAAUUGUUCUCCCACUUUGAAAUAUGCUCUACGCAGGCUUAUUCGCGGUAUUUCGUCUUCCAGAGCAUGCGCAAGGCAAGGUUUUGCACUGGCAUUUACAACAUUGGUUGCUGCAAUUUCAUGCAUUGAACUGGACGACUUGGUGAAGAUCAUUGAGGAGUUAUUGGAGGUUACUUCCUCAAUGAAGGGUCAGGAAGCCAGGGAAGGCCUAUUAGGUAAAAUGUUUGCAUAUGGAGCAUUGGUAAGAUCUGGACGUUUAGAGAUAAAGACUGUUCUUGCUUCGGAAAGGGAUGCUGGAUUUGCAACAGAUCUCACCCAACAUGUCCUCGUACUAGCAGAUAAGAAGUGUUUUAUGCGUGAACCAGCUGUUGCCAUUAUUCUGGAUUUGGUUGAUAGGGUGCCUAGAAAAGUGCUUUUAACUAGAAUAUUGAAGGCUUCACUUUUAAAGGAAUGGUUACAAAAGGACCCUGUAACUGGAAAUCCAGAUGCACUAUUGUUAGCUUUAAAGCUUUUUGACAAACUUCCUUUAGAGAUGAGAAAUUUAUGCAAGAUGAUACCACAUGUGUGCAGCUUGAGUGAUUUAUUCACCCCUGAUAAUAUGCUACUUCUUGUUCCUUCAUUGAAGGAAGCAUCCUUCUGUCAUCCUCGGGUUCACUCCGUCUGGCAAGCUCUCUUAGACAUUUUGUUUGUAGAGCUAGAAAAAGUCACCAAGCACCCAGUUUCAUGUCAUUCUUCUGAGAAAACAAAGAAAAGCCAAAAACGCAACAGUGCAGAAAAGAAUCUGGCAAAGAGGCUUGCUUGUUUUUGGGAAGUGGUAGUUGAAGGAACACUUCUGCAAUCAUCUCAUGACCGAAAGCAUUUAGCUAUUGAUAUUUUUCUUAUGAUACUUCCAAGGAUACCUGCAUCAUUUGUUCAAAUUUUUUUGUCCAACAAGUUUGUACAGUGUUUAGAGGAUGUUUUAUCAGCCAAGGACAGUCAUCUUUACAAAUCUGCACAGCAUUGCUUGGAGGAAGUGAUAAAAUGGUCUUUUGAUGAUGAUGAGCGCCGAGUAGCAGUGGUUAUAGCUUUGCAAGUAAACAGUGAUGGAAAGUUUGAUAAUAAUACCAGAACACAAACGGUAAGAAAAUUGGUCAGUAAAUUCGACACAGCUGGAGGAUCCUUAUUGUUUUUGCAGAAAUUGAUUGGCAUAUUUCUGGAAGGAAGUCAUCUUGAGAUAGAUAAAAGAAGUUAUCCAGAUAAGAUUCAUGCAGUGCAAGAAGAUGAAGCAUCAAACGUAGGGGUCAAGUCCAUGGAUGAAGAUGGUGAAAGCUUACCGGGAACAGCAAGUGAUUCAGAUGAUGUUCUCAGGUCGUGGAUAGUGGAUUGCAUUUAUCAUCUUUCAAAAAAUGCUUCUCUUGAACCUGCUGCAAAAUUUCCUCUUCAAAAGGAGAUAUUGAAAUUUCUUGCUGUGCAGGGAUUAUUUACUGCAUCUCUAGGUAUAGAGGUAACAUCUUUUGAAUUGCAAGAGAAGUUAAAGUGGCCAAAGAAAUCUGCAUCGGUCCAAAUAAGGAGGCUUUGCAUUGAGCAAAUGCAGCAUUUGUUAGCAGAUGCACAGCGCUUAUUGAUUUCAGAGAAACAUGCAGAAAUAGAUGAGAAUAUGCAGCAUGAAUUGAGUCCAUUGGAAUCGAAUGACUUGGGAGCAUAUGCAAUGUGCUUUCUGGGGACAUUGCAGAAUAUCCCAUCAGUCUCUCUAUUUUGGCCCUUGAGUAAGGAUGAUGAACAUACAUUUAACAAAAUGCUUGAUGCAGAAACACAACUUUUUCGAGCGGCCCAUAAAGCUGGGAGUAACAUCAGGAGAAUGCAAGCAAUGCGCUUUUUACUUAUACAGUUGUUACUUCAAAUUCCCCUUAAACAUGGGGAAAUUUGUGAAACAGCUACUGAACUUCUGAUAUGCUGCAAGGAGGCAUUUGAUAAUGUUAUAAAUCUUGAUGUUGAAAGCCACAAUGAGGAGAAUGUCACACCUGCUUUUAUGGAUGUUCUUAUAGAUGCAUUGCUUUCUUUGCUACCUCAGUCAUCAGCUCCUGUGCGUGUGGCUGUUGAGCAGGUGUUCAGGUGUUUUUGUGACAGUAUAACUGAUUCAGGAGUAAUGAAUAUGCUGCGAGUUGUGAAGAAGGACCUGAAACCACCUCGACGUAAACCAAUUGUUCUUGGGGAUAGUGAUGAAGAAGAUCCUAUAGAGAUUGAAGAAUCUGAAAGUGGUGAUGAAGCAGAGGAAUCUGAGGAUGAGGAACAUUCUGAUGACAAUCUUGAAGAACAGGAGAAAAAAGAUCAAACUGAAUCAGUACUUGAAGAGAAAAAUUCCAAAGGAACAGGAGACUCAGAUGACAUGGAUAGUGAGUUUGAUGAUGAUGCAAUGUUCAGAUUGGAUACUUAUCUUGCCCAGAUUGUUAAAGAUAAAAGUAAUGCAGUUGGGAGUGAUACUGCCCAAUCACAGCUAGUGAAUUUUAAACUACGAGUACUCUCUCUUCUAGAGUUCUAUCUCCAAAGGAACUCCAAUAAACCGAUUGUUUUGACUAUUUUCUCAUGUUUGCUGCAAGCUUUUGAGAAGAAUUCUUCUCCAACAGAAGGAAAUGAACAACUUGCCAACCGCAUUGGGGUUAUUUUAGAGCGGAAAAUUUGUAAAGCGAAAGAGUAUCCCAAAGGUCUGGAGGUGAACUUCUCGCUUUUGGAGGGUCUUUUGGAUAAGGUUCUAAAACUGGUCUCCCGUCCUAAGGGAAAAAAGAUCGAGUCUUUGGCUCAGACAUGUACUUUCUGGCUCUUGAAGGUUAUACAUGGGAAUUUGAAUGGUGCCAAGGUAGAUGAGGUUUCAAAAAUAUUCUUUCCAUCAUUAGAAGGUUUCUUUGCCAGUAAAAAAUGCUGUCUGAAAGGAGGUUUUGUGAGGGAAGUGUUCAGACGCCAUCAUUGGUUAGGCACUGCAUGCUUUAGAGUGCUUGUGGAAAAUUUCCUAAAAGCCAAAUCAGAAUUCCUACAAUGUGAAGCUUUAUCAAUUAUGGACACGCUUAUAAGGCCCGUGAUCAGCAAAUCUUCACAGAAUAGUUGUCAAAAUUUGCAAUUCCUUGAGGUGAAUUUGUCUCAACUAGCUGAGUUGAUCCGACAUCUUUUGCAAAGACAAGCCAAAAAGGCUUUUCGAUUGCAGGCGCUUCAAUUUUGCAAGGGAGUGCUUGAAGCGAUACAACUUCUGAAACUUGAGAAGUCCUUUGCUGAGUUGCUUCAACUUCAUGAACUUAUCACUCCUGAGUCUUAUAUAGGAGAUCUCUUACGAACAAAACUUGGUUUAGAAAAAUGAAAGUUAACAUGUUUUUCCUUUUUUUGCAAGGUUUGCUACUGGAUAAAAUGAAGAGCUGAAAUGCUUUUAAACUCAUAAAAUAGACACUUAAUUUGGUUCGGAGCAAUUUUUGUACAGAAUUUUUAGCGCCUUAUUAAAUAUAUUUUUUUCUUGGAUUC